Molecule: messenger RNA, 1500 nt
Organism: Manihot esculenta (cassava)
Lineage: Eukaryota; Viridiplantae; Streptophyta; Magnoliopsida; Malpighiales; Euphorbiaceae
Product: equilibrative nucleotide transporter 3
Exons: 9
Coding region: 94-1347 (417 amino acids)
Biological process (GO): nucleoside transmembrane transport
Cellular component (GO): plasma membrane
Molecular function (GO): nucleoside transmembrane transporter activity
Source: RefSeq, a predicted model, not a curated record
GAUCCCAAAUAUUUUAUUUUAUACAAAUCCCAAGAGGUGAUUUGCAGAGCUAGCUUGUAAUCCUCUGUAGCAGUUGUUUCAAACAAAGUGAUUAUGGAAGACGACGUUGUUAGAGGCAUAGUUCCUGGCAACCUCGAGGGUAAGUAUCCUGCUAUGCUGGUUUGUUUUCUUCUUGGAAAUGGGUGCCUCUUUUCAUGGAAUAGUAUGCUCACCAUAGAAGAUUACUAUGGUUAUCUCCGAUACCACUCCUCAAGGGUUCUUACUCUUGUGUAUCAGCCAUUUGCAUUUGCAACACUUGCAAUUCUUGCAUAUCAUGAGGCAAAACUGAAUACCAGAAAAAGGAAUCUAUUUGGAUAUGUCCUAUUUUUCAUGAGUUCUGUUCUUGUUUUAGUUUUGGAUUUGGCUACAUCGGGAGGAGGAGGCAUUGGAACUUUUAUUGGAAUUUGUGUUGUUAGUGGUUUAUUUGGAAUUGCAGAUGCUCAUGUGCAAGGUGGAAUGAUUGGAGACCUCUCCUUCAUGCAACCUGAAUUUCUGCAGUCAUUCCUUGCUGGUCUGGCAGCAUCAGGGACUUUAACCUCUGGUUUGAGGUUAAUUACAAAAGCAGCAUUUCAGAAUUCGAAGGAUGGUCUUCGCAAGGGAGCUAUUCUAUUUUUUGCCAUCUCUGCAUUUUUCGAGCUGCUUUGUGUAAUUCUCUAUGCUUAUGCCUUCCCAAAAUUACCGAUUGUGAAGUACUACCGCUCAAAGGCAGCAUUAGAAGGUUCAAAAACUGUUUCAGCUGAUCUUGCUGCUGGUGGAAUUAGAGCAUUACCACAAAAACAAGCUGAGGAGGAUCCAGAACAAUUAAAGCGGCUAAGCAACAAAGAGUUGUUACUAGAGAACAUUGACUAUGCAUUUGAUUUGUUUCUGAUAUAUGUGCUCACAUUGUCUAUUUUCCCUGGAUUCUUAUCUGAAGAUACUGGAUCGCAUAGUUUGGGUGAAUGGUAUGCCCUGGUUUUGAUAGCAAUGUAUAAUGUUUGGGAUUUUAUUGGGAGGAACAUUCCACUCAUGAAAUCAUUGAAGCUGGAGUCACGAAAAAUUCUCAUGUUCGCCAUUCUCUCUCGUUUUUCGCUCAUUCCAGCAUUCUAUUUCACAGCCAAGUAUGCAGAUCAGGGCUGGAUGAUUAUGCUAACUUCCUUUUUAGGAUUAACCAAUGGCUAUCUCACUGUCUGUGUCCUUACUUCUGCUCCAAAAGGUUACAAGGGACCAGAGCAAAAUGCAUUGGGAAAUUUGCUUACCUUAUUUCUUCUUGGUGGGAUAUUUGCUGGGGUUACCCUUGACUGGUUGUGGCUGAUAGGCAAAGGAUGGUGACUUUCUUAGGAAAAGAAAUUUUCUGUCUAUUUACAACAUUGUAAUUUCUGAUUGAGAUGGUGAUAGAAAACAAAAGCCAUCUAUCUGAAAUUGGUGGAAUAAUUGACGAAAUGAAUCUUUUUUCCUUGGGAAAUUACAGAGUAGAUUGUUUUC